Messenger RNA from Colletotrichum scovillei, 738 nucleotides. RefSeq names its product iron-sulfur cluster assembly accessory protein. The record is from RefSeq and is a predicted model, not a curated record. Gene Ontology annotation, biological process: iron-sulfur cluster assembly. Lineage: Eukaryota; Fungi; Ascomycota; Sordariomycetes; Glomerellales; Glomerellaceae. The coding region runs from base 1 to 738 and encodes 245 amino acids. Gene Ontology annotation, molecular function: 4 iron, 4 sulfur cluster binding; iron ion binding; 2 iron, 2 sulfur cluster binding. The transcript has 2 exons. Gene Ontology annotation, cellular component: mitochondrion.
AUGGCCUCUCUCCGGUGUAUCCAUAGCCCCUCGAGCGCAAAUAUCUUCGUGCAGCUUGCGCGCCGUACAACAUCGACGUUGAACUCCCCGGCAACGAUCCUCUCGGUACUUGUCCCGAGAUGGGAGUCCGGCACGACCACGGCCACCACGAGCAAGGCCGGCUUCGGCACAACCCGACAAUGCUGCACCCAGAGUGUUUCUAGGAGGAUGAUGCCGCAGCGCUUUGCUGGGAGGACGAUGCGACAGCAGACCCGCGCCUUCACGGCCUCCGCGACGAGGAGGCAGACGAAAUGCGCCUGGAACCCGAAGACAGACGAGGAAGGGCAAGAGAUGAAGCUCGAUAUCACAGAUAGAGCAGGCAAGCGUCUAGCAACUAUCAUGAAGAAGGACAACAACCCGAACCUAGCCCUGAGGAUACAAGUCGAGAGCGGAGGCUGUCAUGGCUUCCAGUAUCUCAUGAGCCUAGUUACCCUGCCCGAGUGCGAGAGCGCAGAGGACUGGUCCAAGGUCGUUGGGGAGGACGAUACCGUGUUUCAAUACCUGCCAGAAGAUGCCGACCCUUCAAGCGUAACCUUUGAGGGACCAAAGGUGGUGAUUGACGAGCCGUCGCUGGAUUUGCUGAAGGGAAGCAAAGUGGACUUUACGAUGGAGCUUAUUGGGUCCCAGUUCAAGAUCACGGACAACCCGUAUGCGUCAAGCAGCUGUGGAUGUGGAACUAGCUUCGACAUCAAGAUCUGA